AUGAAUCGUCACCUCCGUAUACCGGAGGUGCGCGUGAGUGGUGCACCAGAUCAAGAAGAGCCCGAUGACCCGCCGACAGCUCUUCCCCCCUUCGCGUUGACGCUAGCGUCUAUACCUAGACGACGUCAUUCUUGGAUUUGCGGGCAUGAUUCAUUGGUGACAUUUCUGAUGAGUCUCUCCGAGUUUAACAUUAUAUUUCGGGCUACUUUGAUACAGUACCCUGAUUACUAA
This is a messenger RNA of Leptosia nina, 231 nucleotides long. NCBI's taxonomy places the organism in Eukaryota, Metazoa, Arthropoda, Insecta, Lepidoptera, Pieridae. The record is from the annotation of a GenBank genome assembly.